CUCAGCCACCGUCCCACGAGUUUACCAUGUUUGGUUUCAUUCAUUCUUAAUUUCUUACAAAUAUUUGGAAUUUUGCGGUCAAAUUUAUCAUUUUCAUUCUCAUAACAAAACACACUGAUUUACAAUGGCAUCAUCUUCUUCUUCAACCACAUUCUGCAACCUCAAGUUCCACCCCAAAACACCAAUCAAUAGUAAGAAACCUUUUUCUCUUCCUCGUAUUCUUCACAUGAAGCUCCAAGAGGAAGACAACAACAACCCUACCCAUCAAAUCAACCGAAGACAACUCAUUUUGAGAAGCAGCGAAUUGGCAACCAUUGGUGCCAUCUUCAAUUUAAGUGGGAAAAAGCCUGAAUAUCUUGGAGUUCAGAAAAGUUCAUCAGCAUUGGCUCUAUGUCCAGCAACUAAGAAUUGUGUGUCAACCUCUGAGAAUAUCAGUGAUCUCAUCCAUUAUGCUCCUCCUUGGAACUAUAACCCUGAAAGCAGGAAAAGUCCUGUGAGCAGAGAGGAGGCAAUGGAGGAACUAAUAGAAGUGAUAGAAUCAACAAGACCGGACAAAUUUACACCAAGAAUAGUCGAAAGGAAAGAAGACUAUGUUCGAGUGGAGUAUCAAAGCUCAAUCUUAGGGUUUGUAGACGACGUUGAGUUUUGGUUUCCACCGGGCAAACGUUCGAUUGUGGAGUAUCGAUCUGCAUCAAGAUUGGGAAACUUUGAUUUUGAUGUUAAUAGAAAAAGAAUCAAGGUACUGAGACAAGAGUUGGAGAAGAAAGGAUGGGCAUCUCAAGAUACUAUAUGAGAAAACCUAUGCAAGAUUCAUGUGCAUUUAAUCAAUUAUAACCAAUUGAAAUAUUGUUGCUAAUGUUUUGUAAACUGCAAUAUUUUUUUAUUAAACUACAAAGCUUACACAAUCAAUGUAAUAAAAUGUCAGAUUAUUAGAA
Messenger RNA from Vicia villosa (hairy vetch), 935 nucleotides. RefSeq lists its product as uncharacterized. The transcript has 7 exons. The record is from RefSeq and is a predicted model, not a curated record. Lineage: Eukaryota; Viridiplantae; Streptophyta; Magnoliopsida; Fabales; Fabaceae. Bases 125 to 793 code for a protein of 222 amino acids.